Molecule: messenger RNA, 8592 nt
Organism: Didymodactylos carnosus
Lineage: Eukaryota; Metazoa; Rotifera; Eurotatoria; Philodinida; Philodinidae
Source: the annotation of a GenBank genome assembly
AUGCCACAAUCAAAUCUUGAUAUUGCAAUGGUGAAAAAACAAAAAGUGAAAAAUAAAAAUCAACCAGCAAAAUCAUUUCGCUUUUUAACGUUGAAUGAACGAUUAAAUUCGAUCAAUAUCAAUGUUGUCCAUCGUAUCAAAUAUGACUCGGAUCAACUGCAACAACCACAAACUGAUACAACUGUUGCUAUUAUUCAUUCAUCUUAUUUUUAUGAUUCAUUACAACAUUGGUAUGGUUUAAACUAUUCCGAGUCAUUUACAUCUCUCUAUCAAGAAUUAGUGCCAUUAGCAAUAUCAUUAGAACAAAUUGUUUAUCAUCAAGAUAAAAUUGUCAACAUCUUACUUCGUUAUUUAAACGAACAUAAUAUUCUAACAGUUCAGACUUUACUAGAUUUAAUUGUCCAAUUAGCUAGAGAUUUACAACAGGAUUUUUAUGUCUAUUACAAAGCAAAAUUAUUCUCAGAAAUCGUUCAACUAUUAAAUGUGAAAUAUGCCGAUACAAAUAGUUUGGAAAUAAAUACCGUUAUUUUAGAAUAUGUAUUUCAAUGUUUAACAUAUUUAUUCAAGUAUUUGUGGCGUACUAUGCUUAAAGAUAUGCGAGAUGUUUAUGAAUUGUAUUCAAAAUAUUUAUUUUUAUCAUCAGCAAAUACAAAUCAACAAUAUAUUCGAACAUUUGCAGCUGAAUCAUUUGCAUUUUUAUUAAGAAAAAUAGAAAACUUUCAACCAUUUAUCGAUUAUUUGUUUGAUCAAAGAUUAGUUGGUAUCAACAAAGAUGAGAAUCAAAGUUUACAUACUGAUGAUGAUAAUGAACUCGAAUGUUUAUCUCUACUUUUUUACGAAACAUGCUCGAAUUUACAACACACAUUUCAUUCAUGCACCAAAACAUUAUUGUCUUGUCUAUUGAAUAAAAUUGUUGAACAACGAGAAAAAUCAUUAAUAAAAUGUGAAACAUGCUUUUAUCGCACAUUUGAGCUCUUAAUUAAGCACACAAAUCAAGAAAAUAGCCAGUUGUUGUGGACAUGUUUAUUGAAUGUAUAUCAAACAACAAUUGUCAAUAAUAAACAAAUAAUUGAAAUAUGUCAACCAUUUUAUAAAUGUAUGAAAUUACUUAUUCAACAUCAAAAUGAGCAAAUAACGUCUGAAGAAAUUACAUCAUGUACUCAAUUUUUAACAAUGAUUAAUCCAAAUAUUCUAUCUGAAAAUGUCGAUAAAGAUUUUUUGAUAUGUCAUUAUUCGCUUGUUUAUCAAUUGAUGCAGUGUACAAACAAAAUGACUGAUAAUUAUAUACAUCGACAUGUUGUUGAAAUAAACUAUCGUUUUGUGCAAUACACACCUGUCGAACUAUUAUUUGAUCAUACAAAACAAAUAUUUGAGAAUGAUUUAACAAAUAAAUAUUCAUCAAUGAAAGAAUUUCAUUAUCAUCUAUGGAAUCAUUUACUAGCAAAUUCAAUAAAUGAGGAACAAUUAAUAAAUUGGAUUGUUGAAUAUGUGAUUAUGAUGAGAAAGAAAAAUAAUCAAAUUCUUUUACCAAACGAUAGAAAAGAUUUAGUAAGAAUUAAACUGGAUAAUAGUUCAAAGUAUUUAUCAACAUAUAUGCCAGAGAAAGGUUUAACUUUAAUUGAAAAUUUUAAUAUGCAAAUAUUCCAUGAAACCGUGGAAUUUUUUCAAGCAUCAUCAACACAAGUUUCCAAUCCAUUCAUUAUAUUCAGUCGUUUAUGGCGUUCAUUUAUACUCUUAUCAUCCGUAUCUCUGUCCGAUAAACUAUUGUCAUAUUUGGUUACAAAACUCAAAUCGAUAUUAUCAUCUUUUAUUGAGAAAAUAAUGUGUGACAAUCAAGUUUCUGUUAUAAAGCCAUCUUUAUUCUCAUUAACUCUAAUUGAAACAUUACAUUUUGUUUAUAAUAAUUGUUUUUCAACAUUGAACGAUCUAUUCAUCUCUAAUAUUUCAUUUUGGUAUAAAUUUAUUCAAUGUUCAAAUUCUAUUGAAUCCGAACAUGUUUUACAUUGUGUUAAUGUAGCCAUGACAUUGAACCAAAAAAUUAAAAAUGAUAUUUAUCGUGAAAAAUUUUACAAUUUAUUAAAAGAUAAUCUCUCGUCGUUUCAAUCAAAUAUUAGACUAUUAACAUUAAAUAUUUUGGCAGCAUUUGAUCAUCCUACAAGAAUUGCAAAAAUCAAAACAAAACAGGAACAACAAAAUGGUAUAACUGAUAAUGAAGAAUGUGAAGAAAAUGAUCGAAAACGUUUAAAAACUGAACAAUUAUCUGUAUUUGAUGUGUGUUCACAAAUUGAACAAAUUGAAUUAAGUGUACAUGAUUAUCGUGAUAAAGUUGUUCAUUUGCAAAAAUUAGAGACUGAUUUUCUGUUCUUCACCACAAAAUAUGAAUAUGAUGUACCACUAAGAUAUUUAUUAGGUUUAUUAAGUGUUAAUUUUACACCCAUCUGGAAAUUGAUCACAGAAAUAAUUGGUUCAUAUGGUGCACAUGAUAUGAUAGUAAAAAUUGGUAAACAAAUAUUUUGGAAUAUUAUCAAUGAGAAACUCUUAAAUGUUACAGAAAUGAUUCGUACAGAAAAAACAUCAUCUGUUCUUCUUAUUGAUAAUCAUGACGAUCUUCUGUUAAAUUUUUAUAUUGAACAGAUUAAAAUAAAGGAAAAUGAAUUACAAUUGUAUGUUACUAAUGAAAAAUCUAUCGAUUAUAUUCAAUAUAGAAUUAAUUUAUGGAAAAUAAUGGAACAAUUUCCGAAUGAAUGUGAAGCCAAAACAAAAUUGCUUGUACCAAUGAUAUUAGAUUUUUUCCAUCAUGAAUAUUAUGAUAGAAUAUUAGUAGUGGAUUUGCAAUCUUCGUCAAACAAAAGUUCAUUUACUACCGAUCUUGCUCAUACAACGAUUCGCCGUUUAAAUCGUCAUUUAUCAUUAAAGACGUUAGAAUCAAUAUUAAAUGUACUCAAACAUUUUCGUCAUAGUGAACAAUGGUAUAACGGAGAAUAUUUGUAUCAAUUUUAUUUACGUUUAUUAAUGUCAUCUGAUAAUCGUAUUCAACAAUUAGCUUAUGAAUGUUUAUUGACAUGUACACGUUUAAAAUGUUCAGAAAUUAAAUCCGAUUUUCUUUUACAUCAUAAAGAUGAAUUUUUACCCAUAUUUGAUAAUGCUACAACACGUAAAUGUUUUUACGAUAUAAUUGCACGUAUGACGAAUGAUAAUCAAGAAUUGAAUGUAUCAUUAAAACAUCAAUAUUCAUUUAUUCUUAUUCGUAUACUCUACAGUAAAUUAAAUCAAAAACGUUUAAGUUCAACAACACGUGGUAGACACGAUUAUAUAGAAACAAAUAGAAAAUUUUUAUUACAAUUUUUAAUUACCUAUUCAUCAACUAGUAUUUAUAGACAAGAAAUGAUUUAUUUUCUAAAAUUAAUAUUAGAACCAUUCAAGGAAGAAUUGUUUGAAACUGACGAGACAAAAGAUUGGUAUGAAACAUUUCUUAUCAAAUUGCAAAUAGAUGACCAGCAACAACAACAACAACAACAACAGGAAGAAGCCUAUGAAUCAUUUACAAAACGAUUACAUCAUUCAUUAUCAUUAUUAAAAACAUUUGUCUCAAAGUUAGGAAAAUAUAUGGUAUCUUAUAUUGAUUAUUUAUUAAAAUUCUAUGCAUUAUCCAUCAGAUACGUUGAUUAUUUUUCCUCAAAACAAUUAUCAUCACAGUCGUUACGUUUAUUAUUGAAAAAAAUUCGUUCACUCUCCUACAAUGGUUUACAAAUAAUUACACGUUUAUUUGGUGAUAAUGAUGAGAUAUAUUCGACAAAAAUGAUUGAUUCUUUAUGGUUAUGUUGUGUAAAACAAUACGUAAAAGAUUUAAAACAGGCAAAACAACGAGCUGAUAUUGUACAUUUAUUGAAAUUAAUUGGAGAAUGGAGUUGUUCAUCAUAUUUGAGAAAACAAUUUUUAUUAAAUUAUGAAUUAUAUCGAAUUGAUGAUGAGGAUGAGGAUGGAAAAAAUGAUUAUUUCAAUACAAAAAUAUCGAAAGUAGAUAUAGAGAGUGAGAAUAAUUAUUCAUUAAUGAAGGCAUGUACAAAUAUAUUGAAUGAUACACAUUAUUCAUACAAAGAUAAACAGUUUGUGAUUGAAAUUAUAUGGAAUUUAACACAAACGGAUGAAGAUGUGGAAGAUACCAACAUUGGUUUGAAAAUAAUAUUACCUCAUAUUCAUUCUGUUUUAACUUAUUUAACAACUGUCUCAAAUUCAAUGAUUAAUAAGAAAAUAUCUCGUAUUAGUCUAACAUUAAAAGAGUUUGAUAUAUUAGUAGUUUUAUGUUCAUAUGUUGAUAACAAUGAAGUGUGUGAACAAUUAUGUUCAAUAUUAGUACGGGUUCUAAGACAAAAUAUAUUAAAAAAACAAAAAAUUUCAAAAGACAAAAAAAAUAAACAACCACAACAAAUUAAUGUGGCAGUAUUAAAAGUUUUACAAAAAUUAUUUAGUUACGUUAAUGAACCAUUGAAAUAUGUCAAUUUAUUAGCAAUACUAUGGUUAAAAAUAAUUGCACGAGAUCAACGUGCACAACUAUCAAAUCUAUUUCAAACAUUACUUAAUCGUAUUCAAUCUCAAGAAAAUCAAAAUGCAACUGAAAUUCGUUCAGUAUGGUAUCUUGAACGUUUAAUUGCUUUAAAUUCUUGGAACUCGAAACAAAUUGAAGAACCAGAUUAUGAACGACGUUUAGAGAGUUAUAAAGAAUUGACAAAUUAUUUUCAAAAAACAGAUUUCUCUCAUUAUCAACAAGAAGAGGGUGACACAAAUUUAUUAUUAUGUUUAUUUUAUACAUGUCUUUAUGAGUUAAAUAAUUCGAGUGAAUUAGCUUUAAGAGAAUGUUCAUCAUCAGUAAUUGAACAAUUUAUUCGACAUAUGACGAAAUUUCGAUUAAUUUUAUUAGCUGAAAUACGUUCAAUAUUGAAACAUUGUUCACAAGAACUUGUACGAAAUGAAUAUAUUCGAUAUUUAGCAUUAAUUAUUGAGUAUGAUGAUAGUGACGAAUUAAAAGAAUUAAAACGUUUAAAAAACAACGAAAAUAUUGAUCAAGAUUUUUUUGAAAAUAUUCGUCAUUUACAAAUCCAUCGUCGAUUGAGAGCGUUAAAACGUUUAAAAUUGUUAAAUGAUGACGAACAAUUUUCUCAGAAUACAAUUUCUCAUUAUUUAGUACCAAUCGUUUGCUCAUUUAUAAAUGAUGUAUUGCGAAUGAAUAGUACUGAUAGUGGUUAUACAGUGAAUGAUGAUGUUUAUAUGUGUUUAACUCAUUUAUGUAAACAGUUAUCCUGGAUAAAAUAUCAACAGUUAUUUGUACAAUAUUUUCGACAAUUAACAUCGGCUACAAAAGUGUUGAAUACUCCACAAAAGCGUUGUUUGGCAAAAACAAUCAAUGCAAUUGUUGAUGCAUUCCAUUUUGAUCUAACAAAGAGUGAAAACUCAACCAGUGAAGAUUUAUCCAUGGAUCGCAUAUCUCGAACAAUUCGUGAACGUUUAUUACCAAUGAUUUUAACAUUGUUAAGUCAAAAUUCAUUUUCUAUCGAUGGUCUAUUAUCCAAUAGUAAAGAUACUUCUAAUAUAGAGGAAAAACAACAACAAACUGACAAUACAACUAUCGAUGAACAACGUCAACAAGCUGUAUUAGUCACUACAACAUGUUCUCUAAUAUCAAUUAAAAUUUUAUCAUAUUUUCCAUCUGUUUAUAUUGAACAAUAUUUAUCUACAAUUUUGUUACAUCUUAUACAAUUAUUACGUUCACGACUCUAUUCUAUUCGUGAACAAGCACGUGAUUAUUUGAUAAAAUGUAUUCGAAUAUUAGGAAAACGUUAUUUAAAAUAUAUUAUACAAGAAAUAUGUGAAAAUUUAAAACGUGGUUAUCAACAUUUUGUAUGUUUACACACUGUUCAUUCAAUACUUAUUCAUCUAUCAACAACAACAUCAGAACAAAAUGAUAAUGAUAUUGAUUCAGCCAUACAAUUAAUUGUUCAAUUAUUUACAGAUGAUUUAUUUAAUGAUAAAACUGAAUCAUCCAAAGCAUCCGAACAUGAAAAUUCUGUUUAUAAACCAUCAAAUGUACCUGAAGCAAAAACAAAUAAAACUUAUAAUGCCUACGAAUUAAUUGGUCAAAUGUUAAAAUCACCAAAAGAAUUGUAUACAUGUAUUGAACCGUUGAGAAAACAAUUAGAAGUUACAAAUGAUUCAAAACAAAUAAAUAAAUGUGAAAAAUGUUUAAAACGUUUUCAACAAGGUUUAAUUACUAAUUCAAAUUUAGACAAUGAUAUUUUAUUUAUAUUUACAUAUACUUUACUAAAACAAACGAGUAGUAACGAACAAGAUAUUGACAACAGUGAGAAUAAGAAGAAAGAGAAAGAGAAAUUAAAAGCGGCAUCAGUUACAACGAGUUGUUAUUUAAUACCAGCUGAACCAAAACGUGAUCGACGGAUACAAAUGGUUAAAACAAUGAAAAAAACAAAUUUACAUUGUUUAACAACGUGGUUGUUACAAUUAUUGGGUCGAUUAAUAAAACGUCAAAAACUAGUUGAAGAACAACAACAACAACAACAACAAAAUGAGAAAUUAAUAUCAAUGUUAGAUCCAUUUGUUCAUUAUAUUGAAACAUGUCUCAAUCAAACACAAUAUAUUGAUGUUACAGUAGCUGCACUAAGAAAUUUAGCAUCAUUAUUACAAUACAAAUUACCAUCAUUAGAUAAACAACGAAUUACAAACAUGUACAAAAAAGUAUUUGAUCUACUUAAAACAUAUAUAAUGAAUACUCAACGUUCAAAUGGUAGUGAUAUGAAUGAUUUAUUAACGUUAUGUUAUAAAAUUUUAAGUUAUUUUGUUCAACGUUCAUCUAGUGAUAAUAUUCAGUUAUCCGUCGAUGAAUAUCAAUGUCUAUUUAACUAUAUUGAAUCAGAUUUAUUAAAUCAAAAUCGUCAAACAAGUGCAUUUGUUCUAUUACGUUCAAUAAUGAAACAUACUAAAGAACAAAUAAAUAUUCACAAAGAAUUACGACAACAAUUAGAUGAUUUAAUAACAACAAAAAUAAUGGUUAUGUCAGUUCAGAAUCCCUAUGAACGUAUUCGUACAUCAUGUCGUGAAAUCUUUCGUAUUUAUCUAUUCGAUUAUGAACCACAUUCAAAACAAAAGCUAAAAACUUAUUUUGAUUUUUAUUUACUACAAAUUGAUUAUAAAAAUGUUGAUGGACGAUUAUCAGCCAUACACGUUCUUCAAUCAAUUUUCAAUGAUUUAUCUAAACAACAAUUGCAGUCAUAUUCUACGUAUUUUUUUCUACCAAUUGUUUGUCAUUUGUACAAUGAAACAGAUGUAGAAUGUAAAAAAUUAUUGGUUAAUACUAUUAAAGUACUAUUAAUAAAAUUAGAAAAACAGCAACGAAAUGAUCUGUUUAUAAACAUUGUGUUAGUUUGGACGAAGGAAACAGAAACUAUUGAACAUCGAUGUCUGGCUAGUCAAUUGAUUAUCCGAUUUAUUGAGGUUGAUAAAGAGAAUUUUGAUCAGUAUGUUAAUGAUAUAUUCGAUUUUAUUCAACGAGAAUUUGAAAUAGAAAAUAAUAGUAUUCAAGAUGAUGAUGAUUUACAACGAUUUUAUGAUCAUUAUUUCUAUAAUCUAUUAAAUAUUUUGUUGAAAAUUUCUAUAGAAUGUGAAAAUGCAUUGCAUCUUAAACAACUAAGAUCAAAAUGGUUAUUAUUAUUAAAAAUUAUUGAUGAAAAAUUUCUUUUACAUCCACAUUUGUGGAUUCGUUUAAUAACAACACAAUUGUUGGGCAUAUUCUUUUCAGCUAGUCAGCCAACCUAUAUGGCCGAAAAGAUUCAUCGUCUUCAAGGUAUAUCUUCGUCAACAAAAUCACAACAACUUAAUACUGAACCAUUAUUUCUUCAUUACAUUCUUCUUGAUAAAUCUCCAAUAACAAAAAUACAACGUCUCUGUAUAUGUUCAUGUUCUCAGUUAAAACCGUCUGGUAUCAGUCAAGAAUUAAGUGAACAAGUGACAAAAAAUCUUAUAUAUUUAUCAAAAAUUGCUUUACAUUAUGAACUUCUUAUUAAUGAUGACAAUGAUAAAGAGGAAAUAUGUUCAAUAAUAGUAGCAAGAUGUUGUCGUUUAGCCACAUUUGAAUCAACAAAACAUCCAACCGAAACUAGUCGACGUUCAAGUAUAUUAAAAUGGAUGGCUGCUUUGGCAUUAGAACAUGGUACUCAUAUAAUAAAAUAUUUGAAACAAUUAUUAUCAAUAAUCGAAAGAGAAAUUGAAAGAAUAUCGAUAACGGAUGAUAAAACAAGUUUAAAAACAUUAGCUACUGAUGUAUUUGAUGUAUUUAAAAAAUAUAUUGGUCUUCAUAUAGUAACGGAAACAUAUGCCGAACUCGUUACAGAACGGCGAACAAAACGUUUUGAACGAAAACAAAAAUCAGCUGUGAUGGCUAUUAAUCAACCAGAAAUUGUUUACAGAAAAAAGCGAAAAAAACAAACAAAACGAAUUGGAUUAGGAAAGAAAAAACGAACAAAACAACAGUCAGGAAAAAAACAGCAGACAAUAAUUAACGGACACGAUAAAAACGAUUUUUAG